Messenger RNA from Cinara cedri, 19723 nucleotides. The record is from the annotation of a GenBank genome assembly. NCBI's taxonomy places the organism in Eukaryota, Metazoa, Arthropoda, Insecta, Hemiptera, Aphididae.
GUACUUUGUCCGUAAUAUUUAUUUGAAACGGUCGAACUUUGGCAUCUAUUGAUGUGGGUUCGGAUUGGCGUCCCCACCACACAUCCUCGGUCAUGACCUCCGGUUUGACGUUAUCGGUUGUUUUUCGGUAGACAACCAACGCCACCACAGUGAUCGUCAAAGCGGCGAUGUAAUAUUUUAACUUGCCCAUUUUUCCAGUGGUUUUUUAUUUUUACUUUUUGAGCUACGAUGCUCAAACCGACAAAUACUAAUAGCGAAUACUCGCGUCCCGGCGUCUGCAGGCAUACUGUCUUGUGUAUUGUGAGUAUAACCGUGUCUAUGUGAUAUUUUAACGUACCUUCUACUCAUUUGUGACGCACAUGCGCUUUGAAUUUACGAUAAUACUAUUUUAUUACCUGCACAAUGAUUAUCUACCGGUUCUACAGGUAUUCUACGGUGAAUAAUAAUUAUUUUAUUUUGAACACGCAAACGACAGUAUAACGAUGAUUGUAUAAUACAACCGUAUUAUUGUUAUUGCAGACAUAUCAUUAUAAUUUAUUACCAAUUCGACGGUACCUUGUCGACAUGUCACGAUGCGCGUGUUAAUAAUGUUGCGCGGCGGUCAGAAAAAUAUUAGACAUUUUGUUUUAUUUUUGCCAAAUUUUGUUAUUACGCCUACAAUACCUACCCGUAAUAUUAGCUGGUAUUAAACUAAUUGUGGUUCAGAUACCAUAGGUACCUUUAUUCAUUAAAGUCCCGAUUGUCUCUUUGCUUAAAGAAAACUAUAACAUCCUGCAGCGAGUGCGGUACCUAACCGUUAUUAAUAGAGCUCGGAUGCUUAUGACUUUGCAUAUUUUUAACGCAAUCAGUAUUAUAGCCGAACAUGAUAUAAAUUCGAUUCCUUAAGUCUAGAUUUCAAAUGUGCAAACUUACUUUGCAUAUUUGACAUUUUCGAGCAGAUUAUUAUUAUUGUUUAUUUCUUCGAAAAGAUAAUGGGCCCCACUGGACGGGUUCGUGUGGGGGGUGUCCAUGAGUUCACAAUUUAUAACAAAGAAAAUAUUGCAUUCAAAUAAUAAUUUAAAUUUCACUUUUUUUUUUUCUACAAUUUUAGACCUAUGAAACUAACUUGAGCAUAUACAACGUAGGCAACAAUAAUUAAUACAUGCAGACUUAAUUUAUAUUACAGUUUGAUAAAAUACAAAUGCAAGCAACUAGAUUAAAGAUAUACAAAUAUUUAAAGUUUCAAAAGGUUAAUUUUGCAGCCAGUUAGUUAUUAUUUUUCUUUUUUUUAAGUAUUAAACGAUAGAGUUGUUUUGAAGUCUAAUGGUAGCAUAUUAUAUAUUUUUGGUCCUACAUAUAAGUAAGUAGAUCGAGUUAGUUUUCUGUGCAUUUAGGUAACAGUAAUGUUUGAUAAUUGUCUUGUGUUAUAUUCAUGAUCAAUACUAGGUGUUAGGUUAUUUUUAAUUAUAUAAAUUACUGAUGCUUUAUAGAACGAUUUCUUUAAUGGUUAAACAUUUAAUUAUUUGUACAGAUAUUCUGUGUGAUAUAAAUGAUUAUUUUUUAAAAUAAUUUUUAUGAUUCUAUUUUGUAUUUUUUUUAAUGGAUUUAGUGUUGUAUCGUAGGCACCUCCCCAAAUAAUAAUACCAUAGUUAAUUAUGGAUUCUAUUAGAACUCGGUACACAGUUCUAAUUUUCUUAAUUUCAAGUUAAUUUCAAAUUUGCUAAAUUUUUGAAAGCAUAGAUUAUUUUUCUUAGUUUUAUCGUUGUCUGUUUAAUGUGGUCAUGCCAUUUGAGGUUAUGGCACAUUUCAAUGCCUAAGUAUUUACAAGAAUUUACUAUUUUUAAUGAUAUUUGACAUAUAUAAGAUUUUGGAUUCGAGCAUUCGUGUUCGUGAAUACACAGACUGGUUAUAUCUGGUUGGUUUGAAUUAGCUAAGAAUAGGUUAUUUGCACAUAACCAAUUAUUGGUUUUUCUCAGCUCAUCUUGCAUGGAUGAAAAUACCUUGUCCCAAGAGUUACCAUUAACAAAAAGAACAGUGUCAUCAGCAAAACAGACUAGUUUACCAUGUAUCUUUAAAUCGUUUAUUUGGUUAAUUUAAAUAUUAAAUAGGGUGGGAGAGAGGUUAGUACCUUGAGGUACUCCACAUAUUGAUUGUGUUUCUAAACUUAAGGAAUUAUUUAUUCUAACUCUUUGUUUCCUAUAUUUUUAAAUACGAGCUUAAUAAGUCGUAGGCUGGACCUUGGAUAUCAAAUUUAUUAAAAUUAUUUAGUAAUAUUAAAUGGUCUAUAGUGUCGAAUGCUUUAGCUAAAUCUAAGUAGACAGUUGCACAUUUUUUUUGACAUUCAAAUGCAUUAAAAAUAUAGUUAGAUACUGUUGCAAUUACUUGCCCUAAAUUUUUAUCAGCCCUAAAACCAAAUUAUGCAUUUGAUAAUAAUUUAAAGUUUUCUAGAUAGUAUACUAACUCAUAUUUUAUUAUUUUUUCGAAAGAUAUAGCGACAUUGGAAAUUUGAGAAAUGGAGCGGUUAUUUUCUAUGUUUAAUUUGUCUCCCUUUUUAUAUAUAAGAGUUAUUACUGACAUAUAAAUGCAUAUAUUGAUUAUUUCUAGAUUUAACAACAACUAUUAACCAAACAAAGUAUUUAACCUAAGUAUGUAACAUUUAAAUUUUUGAAUUUUAUUUUUUUUAUUUUGAAUCAUUUAUGUUUUGAAUUAAUAUUAACCAAGUCUUUUGUAAAACUUAGUAAUAUUUUAAAAAAUCGAUAUAUUUAAUCCAUGCACGAUUAAAAGAGUGUACAAUUUAUCUUAAAUUAAUAUUAACACCUUUUUUGCAUAUAUUUCUUGAAAAACAAUUAUAUUUAGUAUAUUUUAAAGCAUAUAAUUGCAUAUUUUGAAAUUUUUAAAUGCAUAUUUUAAAGAAAUUUUGGUCAUUAACAUCCGAGCUUUAGUUAUAAGCAUAAACAUCUAUAUGACGGAACAUUCACUCCAAGGAUUGAGAGGCGUGGUCAGUCGGGCUGAUAUAUAGCCUAGUAUGAGAAAAAGCAAAUUUACACUUCGAGGACAGCCAAUUAAAACACUCCGAUUAUUAUCUCACGCGUUUCUGUCCUCGAAAUGAAACUCCAUGUACCGGAACGCGUUCUCAUGCUGAAUGUUCCGUCUAGAUGUAUAAGUCUAUGAUUAUACGAUUAAAAUUGUACACAUUUUUUACAAAUAUAUAUAACCUACUAUUAAAACUAAACGGAAUAUGUCCCUAAAAAUAAAUUGUGUGUCUUCACUGACGUGGUCUUUCUUUUCGCUGGGUACUUCUUAGAGAUCCGAAGAAAUGAGCGUGCCAUCGUCUUUGUUGCUUGGUCAAAUAGGUAAGGCCACACAAACAAUGCGGCUUGGACUCAUAGGAUAUUGCCGAAUCUAAAGUGAUGUUACAAGGUUACAAGAAGUCCCAAGGACCUCACUUAUCACGUGACACAGACUCUGUCGGGUCAAGGUUGUUUCAGACACUAUACCUAUGUCGUAUAUGGGACGAUCUCAAGACGCUGCAGAGUGUCUGUACUAUCAGUCCCUGAAGACACGGCGGAAUACACGAUUUUUGAUUGAUCUCAUUGAGAACCCUUCUGUGAUAGAAGGCUACAUUUCUCCUUACAAUUUUAUUAUUUUUGUAAAAUUAAGAAAAUAAUAGUUAUUAUAAAAUCUCAAUCCGGACGUGGAAUCGUGGCCCCCCCCCCCCCGAGUCACGCCUAUGAUUGUGAGUAGGUAUCUUAUGAAUGUUAUUGCUUCUCCAAUUAAAAUUAAGUUUGGCGCCACUGCUUCUGUCAGUCAUUUAGGGCGUUCGUUUGCAACAAGAGCAUCACUCCCAACAUCCCAUCUCGGGACCAGGACCACGUCAGACAUGAUCAGCUCUUGUCUGCUUUUGCUCAGUUUUUCUACUCUUCGGUAAUGGAUAUCCAGGGCCUCAAAGAGCAGGACGAGAGGAAUAGGGAAGCCGAGACGUGGGCUAACCGGAGUUCUGCCGUUUUGACCUUUCGAACAGGUCGGUGAGCUUUUGCUUCACGCGUCGUGUAAUCUCCCGAACGUGACUCUAGACCGAUGGGUUUUGUUAACCUAGUCACGAAGUGCAUGGAUAGAACGGGCUUCCAAGCCAUUGGGUUCAUCAACCAGGCUGGGAAGUUUUGACGUUUGAAAAACACAGUUAAGUUAGAUCCAAGAUUAAGUUAUAGCCUUCUGAAUUUAUAAUAAUUUAUAUAAACAUAGAGUUAAGUUAGGUUAACUUAUUGUAUUUGUAUUUUUAAUUAGGUAAAUCUGUACGUAUGUGAGCUUACCCCACGAAAAGGAAAAUAGGUUUUGUAUAUAUUAUUGUAAUUUAUUAAUAAACGAUGGCAACAGUGAGAAAGUAUAGUGAAAACAGAUCUACUGCUGUCGGUUAUAACAUUCACAAAAAAAAAAAAAAACUUAGAGUGAUCAUGAUUUUCCUAUUUCUAAUUGCUAGUUCUUUUAUUCAUAAAUAAUUUUAAUUUAAUUAUAUUAUUUCAGUGUAUAAAUUAUUAUAAAUAGCAUUAAUUAUGCUAUAAAUAUAAAUUAAAAUUAUUACAUGGUUAUUACAAUUAGUGGACUAUUGGCCUUGCAUUGGUUAUACUAAAAAUAUAUCUAAUAAUUAUUUUUACAUCGCAUAAUUAAUGAUAUUUUUGUCCAUAAAUAACGAAGCAAUAAUUUGUUUGUUAUUUAAGUUGAUAAACAAUCAAUUUGGACGUCAAUUAUGCAUUUGUCGUUUAUGUUUUUCUUUAACGGAUUAUAAAGCAAAAAUGUGUUUUUAAAUUUUGAGUUGCGAGGUAGGUAUUAGUUACUCAGCUUUUUAUUGAUUGUAUAUCUAAAGUUGAUUUUGAUGUUAUAAUUACCACGAGUAGUAAAUGUUUUUUUUUUUUAGCUGAUUUCCUUGAAUUUUAAAAUUCGCCUCUUUUAAAAAUAGAUAUUUAAAAAAAAUCGUAUAAAACUGACAAAAUUUAAUUUCUACAAUAUUAGAAUGCUCAGAUAAUCUUGAAUAAGUUACCUAUUUGGUGAGAUUAUUGGUAAAAAUGUGUAACACCAACGCUGUUGUUUCAAAAUAUAUUUUUAAAAUGGCUACCAAGGUUAUCAUAAAUACAUUUUUUUAUUUUUAGUUUAAUAAAAAAUAUAAAAUACAGAAAUCAUAUUGAAAUAUAAAUUAGUGUUAAAUUUGGUUAUGGAUGUUUUUCAAAUAAUUAUUUCUAAAAAAAAUAUUCACAACUUUAGAAGGUAGGAUUUUUUCUUGGACAGUGUGAUUUUUCGUAGGAAACUUAAUUUACAGUAAACAUUUAUGUAUUAUAGCAGUCUGAUUUCAAUAUAACCUAAUAUUAUCAGAAAAAUAUGUUUAGAAAUAUACCUUAAUUAGGAACUAACCAUUUUUAGAUGUUUAUUUUAGUUAUUUGAUAAUUACAUUUUAAAAAUAUAAGUAUAUCUGUAUAAUGUUUAUUUUUUUCAAAUUAAAAAAUAUAAAUUAUCAAAACCUGUCAAUUCUUCGAGGCAUGAGUUUUUUCUGACUCAUAUGGCAAGUUUUAAUACUAAAACGUGUUAAUGGUUAGGUGGUAAUAUUUUGAGUUUCAAACAUUACCUACUCAAAAUAUAUAAUUUAUUAAAUGUUAGUAUAGUUAAAUAAUUUUAAAGUACUCUCUAAUAUUGAAAAAAUAAUAUUUUCAUUUUAUUAAAUGUACACCUAUAAGCUAAAUACGAGCUUGUAGUACCUAUAUGAUUUGUAUCUUAUUUACCAAAACACAAAUAUUUAUUAAAUACUUCAAAGUUAAAUUAAAAAGUAUUUAAUAUAUUUGUAUUCAAUUAUUCAAAACUAUCAUAGAACUGCUAUAAAAGCUAAUUUUUAAACAAUAAAUAAUACAUUUUAUUAGGCUUUAAAUUGAGAAAUUAAAACAUCAUAAAUGUACAUUUUAAAUGGCAAUAUUUACAAAAAUACUAAUUUAGUUAAAUUACUAUAUUUAAAUACAUAUGCUUUAUUGCUAUUAAAUAUUUUUUAUAACAGUGCAUAGUAAAUUUCUUAAUUUAUAUCUUAUAUGUAGAUAGGUAAUAAAAACGUUUGUACUAUAUUAAUACAACAGAUGAAUAUUUGUAAUAUUUGUAUUAAGAAUGAAUUACCAUCAAUGGGAUGUUAAUUAUUUUAAUUGUAUUUCAUAUAUUCGACAAAACUACCUUAUAAAUUUAUUGUCAAAUAAACGAUAAAUAUUAUCACUGUUUAAUUUAAUUAUAGGAAAAUUGUCUCAAAUAACAAACAAGUUAAAGUAAUAAAUAAAAAAAAUCAAAACAUUGUUUGGCUAUUACAAAAAAAACCUAUAUGAAUAGAAUAAAAAAAAAAAAUAUUUUAAUGUUAAUCAUAUUAAUGUAAAAACAAUUCUAAUUUAAAUCAUUUUUUAAAAAUAUUAUAAUAUUACAACUAUGUUGUUGUUUACUUAAGUUUAGUAUUAAUAUAUAAAAAUAGGAACAUUAAUCUGAGAGAGUAAAAUCACUUUCUUCACUUGAAGAUCCAAUAUAUUGUUCAAAGUAUACAGUUUCAUUUAAUUUUCGAGGUCUUAGUUCUCGUUUAAUACCAUCAAUCAUAGCAUUAUUCUCUGUAAGGUCUAAUUCUUGUUCAUAUUCUACUGGUUCCGUUUUAAUUUCAAUUGAAUUUUUUAAUUCAAUUUUAGAUGUUUGUACAUUUCCCGAGGUACUUUGUAUUUCCUCAAUACAACUUUGAUUGAUAACUGGUUCAUAUGUAUUACUGUUAUCUUUAUCUUCUACAUUAAUCUUAUCUAUUCUGUUAAUAUUAGCAGUAUCUAAACAGCUAUCAUUAUCUAAACUACUAGCAGAAUAUAAACCAGUAACAGUCUCUAAAUCACUAGUAACAGUAUCUAAAGAGCUAUUAGCAAUAUCUAAACAGGUAUUAGUAUCCAAACAAGUGGCAGUAUCUAAACAAUUAAGAACUGGUUCCAUACAUUCAGUAACAAUGUCUAAGCAGCUAGAAUUAGUAUUAUCCAAACAGCUAGAGUUCGCAAUAUCAAAGUAGUUUGGACUAAGAGUAUCCGAACGACCAGAGUUAAUACUAGCUGUUUCAUCAAUUUUUUGUCCAGUUCGAUAAUCUUCAUUGGUUUUGUCUUCAUUAAUAUUUUCAGUUUCGUUUGUCUCAUCUACCAUCUGUUCCAUCUCUUCAGUAUUCAUUUCUCCUUUUAUGACCAGUUCCAUAUUUAUAUCCUCAUUCACUUCUUCACAAACUAUAUUCUCUUCAAUAACCUCUUGUUUAAUAUGAAGUUCGAAAUCGUUAGCAGUUUGAUAUUCAUCAUCAUGUUCUUCUUUUAUGUUUACAUCAGGUUCAGAUUUUUCAGUUUUAAUUACUUUAGAUGAGUCAAAUUCUUCAUCACUGGAUUCUGAAUCAUCAGAAGCCGAUAGGUUUAAAAUGCUACUAGGAUCAAAUGGUAUCGAUUGUAAUUGCAUAAGUAAAUCACUGCGAUCAUUUAAUAAAAAACUCAAUUCUUCGUCUUCUUUAUUUGCUUGGGCCAAUUGUUUUUCCUUAGUCCAUGAUUCAUUUUGCAUUCUUUUAAAAUGUAUAAUCUAAAUAUAACAGAAAUUCUUGUAUUUAAAAUCAAGUUCUAAAAUGUAUAUAUUUAUACUAAAUGAAUAGUAUAGUACUAGAUUGGACCUAUCUUUUUAACUAAAAAUACAUGUCACCUAUUUGACAGUUGAUAAAAUGUAAUUUCUACGUAUAGGUAGAAAUUAAGGUAUUUAAAAAAUAUAAAAAUAUUUACAAAUAUUUAAAUUAGGUAUUUAAUUGGUUACUAUUUAAAAAAAUUUUAUUUUAUACAUAUAAUACCCAUAGAGCUAUUUACUAAUAAACUGAACCUUAAGUGAGAAAUCACAAGACAAUAAAAAGUGAGAGAAAAGGAGUGUUUGGACUGUUGAACAGCAAACCUCACUCCCUUCUCUAGAUUAUGCAUUUGAUAUAGAGAGAAAUAUAUAAACUUACUAAUAAAAAAUAGGAGAUGAAAUUAUAUAGAAUAGUAUAUUUAUUACCCACACGUAUCUAAAGAAUAUUAUUUUAAAAAUAUUUUAUGCAUGUUUUUAAAAUUAUUUUCUUUAACUACAUAAUAAAUAAUAUACAACUCUUUAAAUACAGAUCUAAAGAAAAUAUUGUCUUGGUUAUUUAAAAACAAAAUACUGUAAUCAAUAAUAUGAUUAUUUUUUAAAAUUUUUCUAGCAAAAUAAAUAAAAUGUCUUAAAGUUUAUUUCAGGGAUAUAUUUUAUAUCUAAUUAUAUACAAAUAACCGUUUGUACCUUUUCAUUUACAACUUCAAUUUUUUUUUUUAUAAUUUGUUGACGAUAAUCUAUGUGGCAUUUUUCCAAUAAUUUUGUCAAGCUAUUUUUGUUUAAUUCUCGUAAUUGAGCUAACUCUCUAUCACACUUGAGUAUUUCUUCUAAAAUUUCAUCAUGGUCCUAAAAAAAAAAAAUUUAAAAUUAAAAAAAAAAAAAAAAAUACACAUUAAUAUAAUCAUUCAAACAAUCAUUUUUAAUUUCAAGUACCUCAUCAGGUAUAGCUGAUGUAGAAGGUAGAUCCUGUGAUGAUAGUGGUGGUGGUGGUGGUGGCAGUGGUGGUGGUGGUGGUGGUAGUGGUGGUGGUACCAUUUUAGAAUAGCGACCAAGCAGCCCUAAUUUGUUUAAUUGCUUCUUAACAUUUUGCUCUGCAUAAAAUUCUUUGCAAGUAUUGUUCAUUUCCUGUGGUUUGUCUUCAUCUUUAUUAAUCAAAAAAUAUGAAUAUAUAUAUAUAAACAUACAAACACAUAUUAUUGUUUACGGAAAUAGUAAAAAAACAACAAUACCAUCAAAUUCCAGAAAAUGUUCCUCGGUGUCCUCUGAUGGUGCAUGUUCUUUAAGAGCACUUACAACCCUUUGAUAUACUGGUGUAGAAGGAAUACCAUCAUGUCUACAAUUUAAUAAUUUAAAAAAAAAAUACAGUUAUAUGGAUUAUCAAUUAGUUUUUUGGUAUUUUUUAUAAAAUCUACAUAAUUAAAAUGAAAAAUUUACUAUUAUACAACAUAGUAAUUAAAAAUUAACUACUGAAUACUUAAAAUAUAGUUAAAUCAAGUUUUUUUUUAAAACACAAGUUUAAAAUUUUAAUCAAAUGUUGAUUUUAGUAAUAUUUUCAUUUCACACAACCACAAUUUAACAUUCAACUUACAAAGCAGAGUUUACUCUAUUCACUAGUUCUAUAACAUCAGGAGUUAUUCGCUCAGUGAGUUUAAUUUUUUUAUUUGGCCGAGGUGAAGAUGAUGAUUGGUUUUUUUGCAUUUCCAACUCUUCUUUGGCCCAAAUCUUUGAAUAAUGUUCACCCAAAGGUGGUAUUUCAUACAAUUUAUCAUUAAGAUCAUAUGAUUUUACCAAAUUUUCUAACCACUGAAAAAUUAAACACAUAUAAAUUUAAUGAAACAAUAUUGUACCAUAAAAAUAAUCAUACUUUAACAUCUUCCUUAGUUACACGAGCUAGAAAAGGUUCAACUUGGGACCAGAAUCUAUUUGCUGAUUCGGUUUUGUUAGGAGGUAGUUCCUAAAAAUUAAUUUAUAUUAAAUUAUUUAUUUUAAUAAUUCAACUAUUUUUCAUACUAGUACUUACUUUACUAGUGGGAUCAAAUUCAAUUUUCAUCUUACGGCAUUCAUUUACAGGAGAUAUUUCUGCAGCAGCUCUUGGUGUCUAUAAAAAUAAAAUAGAACAAAUGAUCUUCAAUUAUAAUAAAAUUAAAAUAACAAACUGUAAUUUCUAUAUAAUAAAAAUAGUUAUAUUUUUUUUUAAAAGUAGGUAUUUAUAAUAUUUAAAUAAAUUAACAUAAUCAAAGUUUCAGUUAUUUAUAGUAAAUACUGAAAGCAUAUAAAUAUUUAAAAUAAUUUUUGUAUUAAAUAAACUACACUGUAAACAUUAACUAUCAAUAUUUUAUUGAUUUUCACAUAUUCUAUUAUAACACAGAAAAUACCCAUAUCAAGUAUAGUAAAUAAUAAUAACACAAAUUUUUCAUUUUAUACAGUGUGUAAGCGUUUGUUGAAAACACUCAAUAACUUAACAAACUUUGUUAUAAUUUAUUAAAUUAAUUAAACAAUUUUUAUGCCAUUUAAAUUCGCACAUGCACUUAACAACUUUUUUUUUUAAUUUUAAUGUUAAAACCAACUUUCUAUGUUAAAAAAUAGACGAGUUAUGGAUAUUUCAAUGUUUGAUAUUAUUUUUUUGACAUUAUUGACAUCUUUGACAUUCAUCAAUUUUAUGACUUAAAUUAUUCAUUUUUGUACCUCAUGAUAUCUUCUAGUGAUAUUUUUAGUACCUACUUUUGGGAGAGAUCCUCUUUCCCUACAGAAACUAAUUUUUCUAAGUUUGUCUCCUUAGGUGAUUAAAAAUUGUCUUUUAAUUUUUUAUUUUUAUUAGUUCAAAACUACAUUCAUUCAUCUUAUAAAUUUUUCAAGCUGCUCUCCAUUAUAAUUUAAACAUCCUUCCGCCUUCCGUAGAAAUUCUUUAUUUGUUGCAGAUGAAAUUUGCCGUUCAGUAAGUUAUAUACAUGCCACAAUAAUUUUUUAUUUCAAAUGAACAAGAUUAGUAGAUGGGUUCGCAUAGACGCCUUUUUUUAGAUAUUUUCACAAAAAGUAAUCUAGUGAUGAAAGAUCUGGGGAUUAAGUUGGCCAUUUUAUUAUAUCAUUAGUUCAUAUCCAACAAUUUUCAAAAUUUUUAUCUAAAUAAUUCUUCAAGAAAAUUGCAUUAUGUGCCGGGGCUCCAUCUUGUUGCAAAAUCAAAUUUUUUCUUGUUGAAAGAGGAAUAUUGUCUAGCAUGAUCGGUAGUUGAUUCAUUAGAAAUUCUAGAUACCAUCGUAGAAAAAAGGUCCCAACAAUGUAUCUCUAAUAAAACCACACCAAACAUUUGUUCCCCAGACACAAUGGUUUUUUGUUUCAAAAACCCAAUGGGGAUUUUGAUUGUACCAAUAAUGAUUAUUUUGUUUAUUUAUUAUACUGUUGUUGGAGAAUUUGGAUUUAUCUGUCCAUAAUAUGUAAUUUUAAAAUAAUAAGAUUGUAUUCUAAUUGAAUUACCAACCAAGAAAAAAACAUAAUCCUACGUUCAACGUCACCUUGGCAUAAGUGUUAAACUAAAUUAGGUCUGUAUGAAUGAAAUUUAUGUUUUUUUUUUUUUUUUAAAUUUUAUAAACAGCAUUAUGAGAAAUACUUAUUUCAAAGCCGACAUGACGCAUACUAACUCUGGGAUUUGCUCUUAUGUAUGCGAACACUUGAAGCUCAAUAUCUUCCCUUAAUUUAUUGACUCGUCUAGAUUAUUGGUUAACAAUAACUCUUGUAUUAGAAAAAGAAUGAGUAUUUCGUAAAUUCCUUUUUAACUUUUGAAAAUAACUAUGUGACGGAUGUUGCCUAUCUGAAUUUAGAAAAACAAAAAAUUAGUUUUAUUAUUUUGAUCAACAAAACCAGUCAUAAAAAACGAUAAAUAAAUGAAAUUUUGAACUAAAAAAAAUUAAAGGAGACAAACUUAAAAAAAUUAGUUUCUUUAGGGGAAAAGGAUACUUUCCAAAAGUAGGUACAAAAAAUAUCACUAAAAAAUAUCACGAGGUACAAAAAUGAAUAAUUUAAGCCAUAAAAUUGAUAAAUAUUUCAAAAAUGUUAAAAAAAAAUAUAUCAAACAUUGAAAUAUCCAUAUUUUUUAACAUAGGAAGUUAGUUUUACCAUUGAAAUUCAUAAAAAAUAAAAGUAAAAAAAGUUAACCAAAAAAAGGUGAGAUUGCCAUUUAAAAAAAAAAAAGUUGUUAUGCGCAUCCACGAAAUAAAAUAGUAUAAAAAUUGUUCAAUUAGUUUAAUAAGUUAUAACAAAGUUUGUUAAGCACCAAAAACAAACAGAAUUCAAAUAUAUUCAAUAUUUGUUAAGUUAUUGAGUGUUUCCAACAAACAAUUACAUAGUGUACAAACUGCCAUCCCAAAAAAAAAAGCAGUAAAUCGAAAAAAAAAAUACUGUAUUACGUUUAAUAUUAUAGUUAUACACAUGUUUCUAGUAUUCUUAUUUUUUUUUCUUAUUUACGGCGUUUUUUCUUAGGACGGCAAUAUAGCUAUUAUAUUUUUAAAAUUAAAGUUAUCAAUGUAAAUUUUUUUAACACCUUAAAAAAUUAGUUAAAUAGUUUCCUUUAAAAGGUCAAUGAAUUAAAUGAAAGGUAAUAUUACUUUAUAAUAAACACACUUACAAUUUUAGGAAGCAUAGGAUUUUGAUUUAUUUUUUGUUGAGAUCGGUUAAACUGCAUUGAUGCGAAAGUACUGAGUUCAUCUUUUACUGUGUUCUUGUGAAGAAUUAAAGAAGUUAACAUUGAUUCAAGUUCCCAUUGAACGUGGUCCAUUUCAUCAUCAGACAUUAUAUAGUCAGAUUUUCGAUCACGGCUCAAUACUAAAAUUAUGAAUUUAUUCAUGAUACACAUUAGUUGUUCAUUUUUAAAUUUAAAAAUAUAUAUGUAUUUAAUUUGUUAUACUUGAUGCAAGAGUAGAAUUUUCACCAAUGGCUGUUGGUUUAAGUCGAGGUAAUGAUAGUUCCCUUUCUUCGUUAUAUUCAGCAUUGCUUUGUCCUUGUAAUGAUGUUGAUUGUGAUGGUAACUGCUCAAAAGAUACAUUGCCAUCGUUAGAUGUACCUUCUGCAUCGGUAUCAUCUGCUGUCAAUGACGGCUGACGUGGUCUUGGUCCCCUUCUUUUCGAUAUACCUCUACCUCUACCUCGGCCUCUCAUCCCUCCACGUUUUUUUCUACAGUACAAAAUAAUAUAUUAAUACAAAAAAUUUAAUAUUUGACAUAAGAAUACAAUUUAUUAAAUUAUUUACAAAAUGGUAUAGAUACUUAAAUACAAUAAUACAGUGUAGUAACUGUUUAUAAUGGCACUAUUAAAAAUUUAUAAAUAUAACUAAUUGGGAAAACCACAAAUUUUGCUUGAUCAAUGAUUAAUCAUUUUAUCUGAUUAAAAGUAAAAGCGGUAAAACCAUAUUAGUUGAUACAAAAUAAAAACUGUCACUGUUUUUUGUUACAUUUUGCAUCGUUAUAAACGGUUUAUAUAUUAGACAUUUAUACAAUAAUGUUUGUUAUGCGUAUACUUACACCGCGAUUUUACAUAAAAUAUUAAGUCUUAAAUCGUGAUAUAUACCUAAAUGUUAUAGUGUAAUGUGUAAAAAUCUACCUUGGUGACAUUUUUGUAUUGGAACUGUUUGUUUCCGUUGAAUGAGGAACAGUCGACCACUUGAGGAGUUUAAAAAUUAACACACAAAUUCGAUUUUCGUAGUCUAAUUCAACGUUGAUUUAGAGUUUAAACUUUGAUUGAAGUUCUAGAGGGAAGUCUGUGUCGAGUGGUUAUCAUAGCUAAGAUAACAAAGAAUACUGUUAACACUGCAAGGUGAUUAUCAGUUUUUAUCGAUUGAUAUUUUUCCACCUUGAUACUUGGCAGUUAUCAUAUCAUCGUAUAGCCACGCUUAGACGCUUAUCAGCGUUACCGACUUUCGGUGUUCGGUUUGGCGUUUGACAACAUUCUUUAGCGCUCAGGCCGUAAGUAUUUACUUAUUAUGACUUAUAAUGACUCAGCUUACAACCAUGAUGUCACUGAAUCUGAGCGUUACGUUAUCGAUUAGCGGUAGAGGUAAUGUAGCAAACGCUCAAAGACUAUAAUAAUAAUAAUAGAUACACUGAAAUAAGUAAUAAGUUUGACCGUUUCAAAAAAAAAAACGAGUUUUCGUUCGGAAUGUGAAAUUGUUUCAAGUGUUGCCAAUGACACGGUCUGUUUCGGGUUUUACGGUAAUUUUGGGUAGUGUACGGUCCAAAAACGGACAGUUUGUUUUUUUAUACAUUUAAGAUAAUUCCAAUCAAUUUACCAUUUAACACCACCUUAAUAUCAACCAAUAUAUUUAUUUUUGUCCCGCGCGAAUUUUUGUUAUCAUCUUUGAGAUAUUAACCUCGACAACUAUAAUAUAGAUUUAUUUACUGACUUUGUAUCUGUCUAUAAGCGCGGUGUCGACUCGAGACUCCAUACAAAUCUGUUUCUUAUCACUUAUCAUGAUAACGAUUUUGUUUAAACAGUUUAAUGAGUUAAAACUUGAAAGUAGUGAUAGGCGAUUCAUUUAACAAUCGAUUUUUUUUAAACUUUGUAUAGUAUACAGUUGUCCCCAUCACGUUUUUCUAAUUUUAAACAAUUAAAUAUUGAUAUUCAAUUUUUUUGGAAUUUUAUUUUUUUUAUUCAGUUUGACUUCGAAGGAAUAACGAUUUAGAGAAAAAAUACAUUUCUAUUUUCAUUUCUUGAACACAAAAAAAUACAAUUACUUUAUUUACACACUUUAGAAAUUGUUUAAAAUAGCCAUUUUGUAAAAAAUGUUCAUGUUUGUCACUGAUAACAUGAUAAGUCGAUUUCGGGAAAAGAUGUCCAUACGGGCAUAAAAGUACUUUUAUUAUCGAUGCAUAUACUGCUCGAAAUAUCAUAAAAGUAGAAAAACAAAAAAAAGAAAGAAUUUACAUUCUGUAUAACUAACACGAAAAUAUAAAAAAAAUCCAUGUUAAGUAAAUCGGCCGAAUUGAACAAAAAAAAAAAAACAAUCGAUUCAACGAUAAAAUCGCCCUGAUCGAAUCGUUUUUAAAAUUGAUAAAUUGACCAUCAAAAAAUCGAUUCAAAUCGCUCAUCACUACUUAAAAGUGUUAUUUGGACCAAGGUUCUUAGUUCAUAUUAUGGGUACAAGUAUACACUAGUCAUACAAUAUCAAUGUAUUAUCAUAUACUAUAGUAUAUGAUCUAAGGGUGGAUUAAUCGACUUUGAUUUGGACAUUUGAUCAUUAUCACGGACGCAUACAAGCGGUCAUUAUUGUCUGAGGCUCGUUGCACAGGCCCAUAGACUUCUGACUUAUACAUUUAGACGGAACAUUCAGAAUGCAAACGCAUUUCAGUAGGUAGGUGAAGUUUCGUUUCGAGGACAGAAACACGCAAGGUAACAAACGGAAUGUUUAAAUUGGCCGUUCUCGGAAUACGAAUUUACUCUUUCUCACAUUAGACUUCAUAUCAGCUUAUGUCUCUUGAUCCGUUCUGACCGACCACGGGGUGAAUGUUCCAUCUAUGGAAUAGACUAUGGCUAAGUCUAUGGAUAAAAUGGACCAGGGUUUAUAGCACGGACUACGAUAUCCUAGUCCGUGAUUCCAUUGCACGGGUACCCUAUAUUGAUAUUGACGAUAUCUAGAUUAGGUAUUAUUAUGGAGACACAACGCUGCAGGUUAAACUCAACCAAUCAAUACGAAAUUGUAUAUACAAUAUUUUUGUUAUUGUAAUUAUAAUUACAAUAAAUAAAUCGUCUUUUUUUUUUUUUUCGGAUUUUUUUCCUACACUCAAUAGUGUCAUAACUUAUAAUAUUAAUUCAAUAAUAACCAUAACUAAUAUCAUGAGUAAUUUAAUUACAUUAAUAUAUUCUGAAUGUUUUCAACGAAUUAUGAGUAUUUUCCUUAUUUAUAGUGAAAAGUAUCGUAUUUAUACCACGCCUCCUAUUACUAUCAAUUCUGUAUUCCAUGCCAACCAUUAUUGUAGUUCAAAACGCGGUAAAGCCAUAGACAUAUUAUCUUAACAUAUUAUCUCAAUAUGUCUACGGGUAAAACGCACCGUUUUGAAUAGGCCAAUGAAAUUGGUUUAUUUUAUGUGUAAUGCAAAGACUGUUUAGAAUACUUGUCUGUGUCUACGGUACAAGUAGUAAGUACUUACUAGUAGUAGUACCGUACCAAAGUUUAUGGAUAACAUAAUCUAUUAUUAUGGUAAUACUAGAUUAUCUAUAUAGGCCUUGAUAUCGUACCACAAGUAUUAGUUGUAGCACGGUAGACACUCUUCAAGUAAGAGAAUCACUGGUCCACGGGCGACCAUAGUAUCUAUAGCCGUGAUAAGUGGUAUAACCGAACUGAUAAUGAUUCCGAAUUUGAAUACGAAUUUUAUUUUUGCGUAGCACCUACCCGAAAAUGACUAUAUCAAAGCUGUAGACACGUCCACAGCAUUUGGUUAAAGCUUAUAAAAAAAAAAAAAAAAAAUAAUACCUAUUAUACAAAAACUGAAUGAAUGACGCGUAUGGCUAUAAGCGUAUAAUAGAUACGUGUCCAAUGUCCGUAAAAAUUACAAUAUGAAAAAACAAGUAAGGUACGUCGUAUGCGUGAGCAAUAAUAACGAUAUAGCCGCGCAGCGUGCGCGGGUAUUGCGAUCGCGCUUAAUAUCAAUAAUCGUAAUUACGAUUCUCUGUAUACACAACGGCGGACCGUGGACGCCCGCAGUAGCGACGUGCAACGACGUAUGCCGACUACACCAGCCGAUGACGGCGGUCCGACCGCAAAGGCAGCUGCGCGAAUUUUUCCAAACUCGUUUCGAAUAGAGUAUAGUAUAUUAUAAUCAGUGUUCAUUAGUCAUUACCCGAUGUGAAUUCUAUAAGUAAUGUACUGUAACCCAACGCAGUUGGGUAACCAAUGUUGUACGUUGUUUACAAUAAUAUUUAUUUACGAUCCGGAACUGGAUUUAUACACGCGAGUUCCAUGCGCCGUUAUAGCCUCUACCGGUAAUGAUAACGAUUAACGAUAAGGAAUAACGUUUUUGUUAGUAAAUUUGUUUUCAUCCCGAAAUUUGUUUCUUUUCGACGUUAAUAUUUUUAAUUCGUCUAUUUUGUUUUUUUUUGUCCAUAAUAUAAGUACUUACGUGUAGUUUUUUAUGUACUGCCGUGGUGGAAAAAUUGACACCUUUAUUGUAGGUUUCCGCCGUGCUUGGAGUGGGGGUCAUAAUUACCUGAUAACCAAAAAAGAAUGGUGUUUAAAUUGUUUAAAUGUACACAAAAUACGAAUGUUAUUAAUUACCUUUACGUUUGUAAAUUGAUUACGUUACCUAGUCUGUUCGCUUAAAUGACGAAAUCUUGCGAAAACAUUUGAUACCUAACUGAAUUAUUUUGUACCAAUCAGACAAGUAAAUCUUUUGGGUAUUUUUUUUGAGGUAAGUACAUAAUAGAAACUUGAAAGCGUUUCCAAAUUAUUUAAUUUAUAACAGGUAAAUUUACUUUUAUUUAUAUAUAGGUAUCUAAAUUAAGUGUGUUACAUUUUAUUGAUCAGAUUCAAUCGAUAAUGGGCUAAUUGUUUUUUCAAACUUUUUCGAUUUGGUACCUACCUACUAUUUGAUAAAGAAUUUUAUUUUUUUUUUUUUCUUCAACAAAUUUUUAGUCGGUUUCCUAUAUUUGUGAUUUUAAUUAAACGCCACUAUAUGUAUAAAAAAAGGAUAUUAAUUAAUAACUAUUCACCAAUUAUAUUGUAAACGUAUCAGGAAUUAUUGUUUUAAUCAUUUUUAAUUUUUGUUUAGGUAAAUAAUUAUAGUAAAUUGUUUACCUGGAUAUCAGAAGAAUUAGAUUGUGAAAGAUUGCAUAUUAGUAUAGCUACUUAGUAAAACAUUGCAAACAAACCAACAUUACACAUUUGGACAAUAUUAAAUAUAUUAAUAUACAAUUUUUAGAAUAAGGUAAGCAUCUAGUUUAAUUAUAAUAUUCAAAAUUAAAUGUCAUUAGUAGCCUUAUUACUUCGCUAUGUUAAAAAAUUAUAUUCAAAUUUGCUAACCUUUUUCUUAAGUACUAAAAAGUCCUUUUAAUUAUUUAUGUUAAAAUAAAUUAUACACCUUAUGUGUUGAAUAUAUUCAAUUCGUAUCCAUCAUAAUCUAUUUAUUAUUAAUAAUUAACAUAAUAAUAAUAGAAACUAAAAUACGGUAUUUAUUCAGAAUAGGUAAAUACCCCGGUUGGUACUGUUUUGUGUUGUGUGGUAGCUAUUAAAAUAAAAUAGUUUAAAUUCAUAAUUUUUAUGAUACAAUUUAGUAUUAAAUUAUUUUUAUUAAUUAUCAAUGUUUGUUGUUCUUUUUAUAUGUAUACAACAAAUGUACUUUUAAUUGUCCAAUGUAUAUAUACUUUUAUGAGGGUGUAUACUAAUCAAAUGUUUCCAACAUCUGGAAUGUAUUACUGUUGUAUAGUAUAGUAUAGUAUAUUACUGUAUUAUAUUAUAUUAUUAUCAUACAUUAAUUUUCCUCGUAAUAUCUCCAUAGUUCAGUAUCAUUUUUUAUAUAAGUGGAAUAUAAGAGUAAUUUUCUUUUUUGAUUAGCCGAUCCUUUUAAAAUAUUCACUUCAAAAUACUAUAGUUGAUUUCAAACACAACUUUUACAAAUCUAGUGGUUUUACAUAUGGAAAUAUAAUAGUUAUAAUUUGUAUACUAGAGAUAUUAUUAAUUUUUUUUUUUUAGGAAUAAUCAUUGAUUACAUUUAAAACAGUAUUAUAAUGGUAAAAACAUCUUUAAAAUUUGAUGUGAUCGCAAAAUGCAGUACGUCGCAUGCCCGUACGUGUACAAUGGAGUUACCUCAUUAUACAGUGGAAACACCGGUUUUUAUGCCUGUUGGUACCAAAGGUUCGAUAAAGUCGCUUUUACCGGAACAACUAGAAGACAUUGAUUGUCAAAUUAUUUUAGGAAAUACAUAUCAUUUGGGAUUACGUCCCGGAAUAGAUUUAUUGAAAAAAGCAAAUGGACUUCAUAAUUUUAUGGGUUGGAAUCGAGCUCUACUUACUGACUCUGGAGGUUUUCAAAUGGUCUCGUUAUUAAAUAUGGCUGAAAUCAGUGAACAAGGUGUUAAUUUUGAAUCACCCUAUGAUGGUUCAAGAUCUCUGUUGACUCCUGAAAAGUCCAUUGAAAUACAAAACGUUAUCGGUGCUGACAUAAUAAUGCAAUUGGACGAUGUUGUGCCGACUACUUCGAAAAACAAUGAACGAAUGGAAGAAGCUACAUAUAGAACAACACGCUGGUUGGACCGCUGCAUAAGUGCUCACAAAAAUACUGAAAAACAAAAUAUAUUUCCAAUAGUACAAGGAGGUCUGAAAGAUGAUUUAAGAAAAUUAAGUGCCAAUUUAAAUUUAGAAAGAAAAGCAAAUGGUUAUGCUAUUGGUGGUCUCAGUGGUGGGGAAGCAAAAGAAGAUUUUUGGAGAAUGGUUCUUUUGUCCACUCAAAUGUUACCCUUUGAUAAACCUAAAUAUGUAAUGGGUGUGGGGUUUGCAGUAGAUUUGGUAAUUUGUUGUGCUUUAGGAGCAGAUAUGUUUGAUUGUGUAUUCCCUACUAGAACGGCCCGGUUUGGUUUUGCAUUAACUUCAUAUGGAACACUUAGUUUAAAACAUGCGAAAUAUAAAAUGGAUUUUGAACCACUUGAAAAAAAUUGUAUCUGUUCAACGUGCAAGACUUAUACCAGAGCCUAUAUACAUCACAUUGUUUCUACAGAGGUGGUCUCUAGUACUUUAUUGUCUGUGCAUAAUCUCAAUUACCAAAUGCAAUUGAUGAAAGGUAUUCGAGAUAGUAUUAAAAAAAAUAUAUUUCCAGAAUUUGUACAGGAUUUUAUGAUUAAAUUGUAUCCAAACAAGAACUAUCCACCUUGGUGCAUUGAAGCACUUGAAUCCGUACAUAUAAAACUCAAAUAAGAAGAAUAGUUUUUGUUAUAUAGUGUAUACACUAUACAUAUUAUUUUGUUAUUAUACUAUUGCAUACUAUUACAAUACAAUACUUAGUUCCCCCCAAUUAAAUUAAAUGAUUAAACUACCACGUGUGUAAUUAUAAUUAUAAUCUUUUAUUUUUAAUUUAUUAGUAUUGACUUUACCUAAUUCAUUAUUUAUUAUUUAUAAUUUAUUAAUAAUGUUAUAAACGAAAAUGUAUU